AUAAAACCAAGCGGGUCGCUAACCAAGGCAUUUAGUUUCCUUGCUGUAUCCGUGGCGAACGCAUAGUGACGAAGUGAUUUUCAAAAUGAAGUUCCUGUUGGUGUUAUUGGCGCUUGUUGCAGCAGCGUACAGUUACGAGUUUCAGGAGCGUCUGAAUGGUUACGAUCGCUCCUUAUCCAGUCAAAUAACCGAUUAUAUUGAGAACAUACGCACGCAAAUGCCAUGCGGUUUCCCAGGGCUCGGGCUCGGACCAUUGUCACCGGCACGUCUCUCACACCGCAAUAUCGCGCUCAACUCAAGUGGUCUAGUGUUGGCUGGUGAAAUCGACGAUUUCACACUCUAUGGUCUGGACGACUUUGACUUCUCGGUAAAGAUCAAUGUACUGCUCAGCAGAGUCACCUUCAAUUUCCACUGGCAUAAAGUGCAUUUCGUCACCAACUAUAAAAUGGACAUGAACACCGGUAAUAGAAUAAAUGCGGGACGCACUGGUGGCGCCAAGUUUGCCAUUGAGGAUUUGAAAAUUGUCGGCUCGGCCAAAUACAGCAUUAUCGGCAAGGUGCGCUUGAGGGAGUUCAAGGUUAGCGCCACCAUCGGUGAUGUGAAUUCGGAAAUAGAAAAUUUGUCCAAGAUCAAAAUUGUUAACAAAAAGUUGAACCAGAUCAUUGAGGAGUGGAUCUUGUUGGCGGUGAAUGAGAACACCAGUGAAAUGGAGGAGAUGGCGAAUGACUUUGUAGUGCCAUUUGUUAAUAACUUAAUAGGAGAUGCGACGUUGGUUGACAUAAUAGCGAAAAUUGGUGGUGGAAGUGGUGGUGAUGGUGGAAAUGGUAGUGGUGGGGAAUCUGAGGAAUGUAUUCCACCGGUAGUAGCGUUGACCGACGCAAUAUAAAAUUGCACAAACCAAAGACAUAGUUAAGUAGAAAUAUUUGAAGCUGCUCAGGGAGCAAGUAAUAGAUCUGAAA
Molecule: messenger RNA, 959 nt
Organism: Bactrocera dorsalis (oriental fruit fly)
Lineage: Eukaryota; Metazoa; Arthropoda; Insecta; Diptera; Tephritidae
Exons: 2
Coding region: 86-886 (266 amino acids)
Source: RefSeq, a predicted model, not a curated record